AAAGAAAGGGGAUCAAAUAAAAAAAACAGAAAAGCAGAAUGGUUUGACAGAGGAGGAAAGCUGUGGAUUUAUUUCUUGUCGGGGGUGUGAGGAGUUUCAAGGUGAGCGGGCUUUCAUAUUCCUGCCAACAUGGUGGACCUGUUCCUGAACCGAGUUCUUGUGGAGAACAACUCAGAUCAGGAUGAACUCAACACGGAGCGCGAGAUCAUCGGGAUCCUUGAAAACCGCAUCCUAAUGUUGUUCUUUGCAUCAGCUGACUGUGAGAGAUGCCAAAAGUUUGUGCCUGUUCUCAACAGCUUCUUUAAGAAGCUGAAAGAUCCAGCUUACAUCGAAUAUCCCAAACUCCUCGCUCUCAUUUACAUCAGUUUGGAUCAAUCUGUGCAGCAGCAGGAGAAAAUUCUCAAAGAGCUCAACAAAAGGACUUUAUUCUUGGCAUUUGAGGAUCAAUAUAGAGAGGAAUUGCAGGUCAUGUUUAAGGUGAAGGAUAUCCCUGCAGUGGUGGUGCUGCGUCCAGAUGGCUCUGUCCUGUCUCAGAAUGCUGUGCAGGACAUCUAUCGCCUUGGUACUGACUGCUUUCGUAACUGGCAGGAGUCAGCCGAGCUGGUGGAGAGGACCUUUAUGUUCAACGAGGAGUUUGAUGAUCCUAACCUGAGGAGCGCCACAGACCCUGUAAGGAGACUGAAGUACAAGACUGAGGAUGACAAGAGGAAGACGAGAUGGUGGAAGAUAUGGGUGAAGGGAAAGGAUGGAAAGAAUGAGGAGGAAAUGGAUGAAACAUGGGACAUGAAAAGAAAGAACGGGGAUAAAGGAAUUUGGAGAAAGAGAUGAAUUUCUUUUAUUAACUUGCCUGAUUUUUUUGAUUCUUUG
Messenger RNA from Cyprinodon variegatus (sheepshead minnow), 867 nucleotides. RefSeq names its product nucleoredoxin-like protein 1. Gene Ontology annotation, cellular component: mitochondrion. The coding region runs from base 130 to 828 and encodes 232 amino acids. NCBI's taxonomy places the organism in Eukaryota, Metazoa, Chordata, Actinopteri, Cyprinodontiformes, Cyprinodontidae. The transcript has 4 exons. The record is from RefSeq and is a predicted model, not a curated record. Gene Ontology annotation, biological process: photoreceptor cell maintenance.